Messenger RNA from Fusarium coffeatum, 2190 nucleotides. RefSeq lists its product as uncharacterized. Bases 1 to 2190 code for a protein of 729 amino acids. NCBI's taxonomy places the organism in Eukaryota, Fungi, Ascomycota, Sordariomycetes, Hypocreales, Nectriaceae. Gene Ontology annotation, molecular function: zinc ion binding; DNA-binding transcription factor activity, RNA polymerase II-specific. The transcript is spliced from 2 exons. Gene Ontology annotation, biological process: regulation of DNA-templated transcription. The record is from RefSeq and is a predicted model, not a curated record.
AUGUCGGAUUCACCUCCACCAUCGCCAUCCUCGCACGCGACGGCUCAUGCAUACGCAAGCAAUGGGCUUGAAAUGCUGCAGGCUGCCAGCGAUGCCGCCCAUGCUAUCAUCAACAGUCCCCAGGGCUUGCAGCAUGCCGCCCUAGCUGCCGCUGAGGUUGUCGGCCAUCAGCAACAGCAGCAUCAACCUAUGGAUCAAUCGCCACAAGAAGGCCUCCCUCACGCGUCCGAUUUGUCGACACAGCUUAUGCCUGGAAAUGGAGCUGUUCUGCGUGAUCCUACCAUCAACCCCAAGCUGACUCGCCUACGACGUGCAUGUGAUAUGUGCAGCAUGCGCAAGGUCAAGUGCGACGAUAGUAACAUUCCCUGCCGACCUUGUCGAGAGCUUGGUGUAGACUGUACCUUUAAUCGAGAGACGAAGCGUCGAGGACCACCCAACAAGCACGCCGAGGCUGCGAAAGCUGCUAAGCGUACACGGGCGGAUAUUCCAGCUGCAGCGGCGGCGGCAGCAGUGUUUGAGUCAUUGUCUCCUUCACCUCAGACAGCGGCUAAGACGCUGAUGAACAUCUCAACUGAGGGUGUUCUCGAUGCCGAGUCCAUUGCGCCUAUGCCAGUCUUGGAACUCCUCGUUGAUGACUUCUUCACCUAUAUUCAUCCACUUGCGCCCUUCCCCCAUGAGCCGACGUUCCGCCAGUCGUUUGCAAACCGCGAGGAUCGCACCAAGCCCGAGUUUCUUGGUCUACUCGCGAGUAUGAUCUGUUCCCUUGUUGCGUCCUUUCCCCGCAGUGCGAGAGAACACCUCAAGGCACAGCACAGCACCCACCUAUUUCCACGAGCUAUCGUCAUGGUUGAAAAAUGCCGUGAGAUUGCUUUGUUAACACGUGGGAGCAAAUGGCAGCUCAAACAACCCAAAACCCUUGAUGACGCAGCGACCAGCUAUUUCUUGGGACUAGCUUCGGGAUAUACUCACCAGUGGAACGCCUCUGGCCAGUUCAUGGCUGAGACCCUGACCCUCCUUCGCGAGCUGGGUUUCAAUCGGCCUAAGCAUCCUGGUGAUCUGCCAACCUUUGGUAACGACAACUGCUCACCAGAUCCUCUUCCAUUCAACCAUGUCAAGGAUCAGAUCGGAAAACGCAUCUUCUACUGCCUACUGCUCGGCAUUCGGUCCUUCGCGCAGCUUGGUGCAUCAUCUGCGGACAUGGUCAUUGCUCCAUCUACACCCAGUCUUCCCUACCCUGCUUAUCCCGAAAACGUUGACGACAUUUGCGUUCUUGCCAAUGAAGUCAUCCACCAACAAGACGGCAGUGUUACUCUGCUGACUGGAUUCCGCUUCGCGAUCGAUAUUUACACUACCAUGAACGGUAUUGUUAGUCUCGAACUCGCUUAUGGCAUGAGCACCCUGCCUUGGGCGGAUCAGCGAAUUCUUCUUCGCGAUGGUUUACUUGCAGCCAAGAGUAUCACAGAUAACCUACCACCCGAGCUUCAACUUGGCGACCACGGCGUCGAGGCCAACCCACUAGCCAGCUUCGACGAUUCUGGCAUGCAAUAUGCGCCUCCUGCUUGGCCUAACAGCCAGCCAGCCCAUGACCUGCGCAAUGUGAUCAAGAACCAACCCGCCCGACGUCGCCAUCUGCAGUAUGAGAUCCAAAAAGCCAACAUCUUUGUCUCACAGCUUGCCACUCGUUCUUAUUUCGUGGAAUUGUACUUCGACCUCCGCGAUGUUCACCUACAGGAGCAGCAGCAAGAUACCAACCCCAUCGAGGGCCAAUCAGAGGAAGAAAAGGCGGCCCAGGAUGCCGAUGAGAAGGAGAUUCAUGAUUUCAUGUCAGCAGAACGUGAAUUGAUUGUGCAGAACCUGCUCACAGUUCUGGGAUCUAUCUCGCAGCGAAACAUGGAACCCAACGGCGGAUCCCUCAUCAACAAAAUUCGCCAAGUAGCGUCGACACUCCUCAAUGACGCACCAGAGCGAAAGGGGCCUUUCGCAGUCAAAUCGGAAGAAGCAUUGUCACAGUUAAUCAACAUUCUAGUGAAGCUUGAGAAGACAGGUGCUGGCAGCGGAGGAGGCAUGGACGCACAGGAUCUAUCACAGAUGACAUCGCAGGAUGAGGAAGAGGAACUGCGACACUGGGCGGAUCUUCGCGAUUAUCAGCUACGAUUCGCAGCUAAUGGAGGUUUCGCCGGAAACCUAUAA